This is a messenger RNA of Rubroshorea leprosula, 2062 nucleotides long. Lineage: Eukaryota; Viridiplantae; Streptophyta; Magnoliopsida; Malvales; Dipterocarpaceae. The record is from the annotation of a GenBank genome assembly.
CCCUGACAAAUAUGGGUAGGGACGGAUCCACCCCUCAAAAAAAAGCAGGGACAAAUGACACCCCAAAAGUAUCGAUUUACCCAAAUCGAUCAUUAUCUAACGGGUGACGUCAUCACCGUCACGAUCGCCGUUUAGCUCGUGCCAGCGUGUCUUUUUUUCACACGCUGGAUGCUGAGGUGUACCAAUCCCGCCCGUUUCACACACCGUGUCACCCUUUAUUCCCCUUUCCUUGUCAUGGACCCCAUUUAGCCCUAAAAAAGGAAGAAGGAAAACCAACCUCUACCUCUUCGACUCUGAUUUGCAGCGAAAAUCGAAAACCCAUUUCUCAAAGAAAUCUUUGAACCAAAUUCACUUUUGAAAUGGCAGAUGAUUACUGGGGGAUUUUGUCCAUUUUCCAUGGGGGGACAUUCGUGGCUGGACCUCCAUUUGAGUACAAAGGGGGAAUAUGUACAGAACAUGCAUUUGACUGUGAUAUGUUGAAUGUUGAUGUUAUUAUGGAUUUCAUUGUAGGUUUAGGAUAUGAGGACAUUAUGAUUAAAAAUGUUUACUACAAAAGAAUGUUAGCAAGCAUGCCUAGGCAUUUAAAGUCUUUGGCAGGUGAUGAUAGUAUUAGGGAUGUUAUGAGGAUUGUCAGAGAAGAGAUGAUAUGUGAGUUUUAUGUGGACCAUGAGGUUAAUUUUGCUGAAAUUGCUCCUCUACCAAUAGGUUGGAUUGAUAAUGAUGUAGUUUAUGAGGAUUGGGGACCACAAGAUAGGGUAGGCCAGAAUGGUAACAAUGAAGUUAAUGAGGGAGAAGAGGGAGGUGACAUAGGGAACAUAACCCAAGACAGGCCAAUUGGUGGUAAUAAGGGUAAAUUUGGAAAUUCAUUUGAAAGAGGUGAAUGCAGUAAUAGAGGUGGCUGUGAAGAAGAGUGUUCUGUUGAUGAUUGGAGCUCAACAGAUGAAGAAGCAGAUCCUGUUGAUGGUAGUGACAGAGAUGAUGAUGAAGCCAUUGCUGUGAAGGCUACUGCAAGGUCUCUAAGGAGACCAACAGAAGGAUUAGAGGUUCCUCCAGGUUUUGAGGGUUCAAAAACAGGGGUUAGGUACAAAACUGUUGCAAAGAAACCAACUCCUAGAUCUACCCCCACAAAGAAAGCAACAGAUCCAACCUCAACAUCUACAAGCAAAGGGGUUCCAAUAGAUCCUGUUGAGAAGGCCAGAAGGAGAAAGGAAAAGGCCAAGCUUGCAGAGAAGAGGUAUAAAACAUUGCCACAAGGUAGGGGGUCUUACAAGGGGAAGGACUUAACCCUUAAAAAAGGAAAGAAGGGAGAUCCAGUACAUCCAUCCCAAUCAGUUCUAGUUGAUAAUGAUGAGUGCUUAUACAGUGAUAAUGAUGGGAGAGAUAGUGAAUAUGCUCCAAGUGAUGAUGCUGGCAAGUUGAGAGACUCAUCAACAGAUUCUGAAGAUGACAUUUUUCUUGCUCCUAGGGCAGCAGAUAGACCAAGAAGAGCUGCAAAUGUCUACUUUAAUCCUGCUUGGGAUGUCCCUAGUUUUGAAGUUGGAAUGAGGUUUCAAAGUUCCAAACAAUUCAAGGAAGCAGUCAAACCCGCACGCUCCGCACGCUCCGCUGCAAUCCGCCCAACAGCCCCCGUAACCAAUCCUCCUUCACCGCCUUCCGAUUAUUGUCUCAGCAAACAACAAAUCAUCGACUUGUUUCAGAACUGCAUUAAACUCGCCAGCGAAAAUAAAAUAAACCAGAAGAAUACUUGGGAGUUGAAGCUUAUUGAUCAUCUUAGUGAUAUCAUCAAAGUUGAUGCUGCAGAAGCUGAUUCACAGACUAAUUUCCAAAGGGCAAGUUGCACGAUGGAAACCGGCGUGAAAGUUUACUGUGUCAGAGUAGAUGCUGCGCAUGGAUAGGCAAGUCGCCUGAAUUUGUUUUACUCCCCAAUCAGGAUGGCAGUUAUUUCAUUGGCUUUAUCUUCUAAAACGGCAAUGGAAAAUGGACGAGAUGGCAUAGUUUCUUUGCAGUAUUUCUACCGCUGGAAAUUCAAAUUGACUGAUCACAAUAAUCCGACAUUCUGCUU